Molecule: messenger RNA, 843 nt
Organism: Cutaneotrichosporon oleaginosum
Lineage: Eukaryota; Fungi; Basidiomycota; Tremellomycetes; Trichosporonales; Trichosporonaceae
Biological process (GO): aromatic amino acid biosynthetic process; chorismate metabolic process
Cellular component (GO): cytoplasm
Molecular function (GO): chorismate mutase activity
Source: RefSeq, a predicted model, not a curated record
AUGAACCUUACUACGGGCGCGAGCGUGCCCGAGCUGCUGGCGCUGGACAACAUCCGCAGCCAGCUCAUCCGUCUCGAGGACACCAUAAUCUUCUCCCUCAUUGAGCGCGCGCAGUUCGCGCGCAACAAGCGCAUCUACGAGGAGGGCGCUUUCACAAAAGAGAUGGGCUCCGAGAAGCCUCUGCUCGAAUGGUUCAUCCGCGAAACGGAGAGCUUCCAUGCUAAGGCGCGCCGCUACACCUCACCGGACGAGCAUCCAUUUACGCCUCGCGAAAUGCUUCCCACGCCUGUCCUGGUUCCCAUGGACUUCCCAUCUCUCUUGCACACCCCCGCGGCAUCCCACCCCUCGGUCAAUGUCAAUGACCGCAUCCUUGACUUUUACGUCGCCCACAUCGUGCCGGGCAUUACGAAGGACGCAGAUGACGGAAAUUACGGGAGUAGCGCGACCCGCGACGUCGAGGUGCUCCAGGCUCUGAGCCGACGUAUCCACUUCGGCAUGUUCGUCUCUGAGUCGAAGUUUCAGUCGGCGCCCGCAGACUUCAUCCCCCACAUCCUCGCGAGCCCGCCCAACAAGGACGCUCUCGCGGCACUCAUCACCAAGCCUGCGGUGGAAGCGCGCUUGCUCGCCCGUUUGGCCAACAAGGCCAAGGUUUACGGGUGUGAGAUGGAUGCAGACGGGCACGUGAUUGAGAACACGGGCACGCGCAUCGACAUCGAGGCUGUCGUGGGGCUCUACCGCGACUGGGUCAUUCCUCUAACGAAGGACGUUGAGGUGGACUACCUUGUGCACCGGCUCGAUGAGGUGCCUCAAGCGCAGAUUGACGAAUGGAUGGGCAAGGCAUAG